AUGGGGUUUGUUCCAGACGAGGGGAAGGCGCUCCCUCCUCCCGGGAUCGUGAACAGGAACUCGGUGUGGUUGGCCGGAGUUGGCUGGGUGUCCGCGUUGCUGCAAAAUGCUAUCAAUCACAGGCCACCGCUAAAAUCAGGGGUUCAUCGGCAGGCCCUCCUGGCCUCGAUUGGCUGGUUCAUUGGCUACCAUAUAACAAAAUAUGAAAACUACUUCUACGCCAAGCAGGAUCGAGACAUGAGGGAGUACGUCAACCUCCACCCAGACAAAUUUGAGCCAAAGGAGAAAAAGACCUUUGCAGAGAUCGUGGAGCCCUUCCAUCCUGUGCGCUAA
Molecule: messenger RNA, 333 nt
Organism: Menidia menidia (Atlantic silverside)
Lineage: Eukaryota; Metazoa; Chordata; Actinopteri; Atheriniformes; Atherinopsidae
Source: the annotation of a GenBank genome assembly